Messenger RNA from Suillus plorans, 1355 nucleotides. RefSeq lists its product as uncharacterized. NCBI's taxonomy places the organism in Eukaryota, Fungi, Basidiomycota, Agaricomycetes, Boletales, Suillaceae. The record is from RefSeq and is a predicted model, not a curated record. The transcript is spliced from 7 exons. The coding region runs from base 81 to 1145 and encodes 354 amino acids.
UGGUUGACGUAAUGUGAUGCCAGCACAAAUUCGAUGGCCCUUGUGUCUCUUCUUCUUUGUUCUCGAUACCCUCCCCCGUGAUGUUGUUGCUAUCUCUUACACUCUUUUUUUCUUCUUGGAACACCUUCGUUUACGCUGGUAAUCAAACCAAGGGCGAGAACUGCACUAUCACGAACAACCGCCUCGAAUUUGGCACAUUUCAAUUUCAUAGCGAUUGCGACGUACAAACAUACUGCUCGUCGUCGCAGGGCACUUGUGAACUGAAAGGCUGCAGAAAAGACCAAUAUCCAUUUGGGUAUACACCAGGCGACUGGGUGCCACCACUGUGUCCUGCUGGGCAGUUUUGUCCCGACGAAAGCGAUGCGUGCCAGCCUUGGCUGCCUGUUGGCAGUGCAUGCCAGCUCAACCGUGAUGACCAAUGCCAGCCGCCUCCAAAUUGGCAGCAAUUAGCUGAUCCUUCAAAGUACGGCCGUAACGUAAAUGGUUCCAUCUGUCUGAACAACGUCUGCAUGUGGGCAAAUGUCACAGUUGGCCAGUCUUGCGAAGUCGAGAACACCGCCUACAUCGCCUAUGCGGGAGAUAACGAGUUUGUUGAUAUCGUGUCACGAGGCAACUGUCAAAUUGGGUCGUAUUGCGAUUCGCAGUCGUUGGUUUGCAUUCAGGCGAAAGAGCUUGGGGAGACCUGUGAUGCAGACAAAGAAUGUUCGUCAUUUAACUGCUUGGGUAAAGGCGUUUGUGGUCUGGGUUCCGACUCGCCAAAAUACUUCAAGACCUGGGUAUAUGCCGUGGUCGGAGCUGGUAUCUUCGGAGGCAUGUUUGCCACUCUGCUUGCCCUGUUCCUGAUUCACCGCCGUCAACGUGACCAGGAACGUGAAAAGCGUCUCCAGUACUGGUGUGAACAGAAUGCCUUCCGCCAGAGCAUCAUGCAAAUGAAGGAAAUUGCUCGCACCUCCAUCUUGUCUCUCCCUGGCGGCACCGGCAAUAGCAACCGGAGUACAGUCUGCAGUCGCGCUGGAUCAGAAGAGUCGUUCACACCAAUGGUCCAGCACUCGGUCCACAAGUCGAGCGGGUUGAGACAGCAGUGCCUGUCAGAUGAUAACGGGAGUGUAUACGAUGAGAUGAUGAUGCAAUCGGGUCAUCGGUAGGUGUGGGUAUUGUGUACAAACGCCUUGAGCUUUUUGAGUCUUAUGUGUCAACCGGGGACUAUUUUUCACCACGGACUGACUGAUCUCUUCACAUCAUAUCCUCUUAUAUAGGUAUACUUAGAAUGGACCUUAAUUAGUAUUCUUGGCCGUGCUGUCAGGACGAAUAAAAAUGAGUGGUUAGAUAUUCAAGCGGUUUAUCUAUGUGACGGG